AUGACAUUUAUAAGUAAGUGUUUUUCAAGAACCUCCACUGGAGGCUUGUCUGGUAAUAAUUUAAGGUUGGCGGUAACAAUCACUGCGGUUAUAGGAUUUUCACUUUUUGGAUAUGAUCAGGGUCUCCUAGCUGGUUUAAUUAAUGGAGAAAAGUUUAAUGAAGAGUUUCCUGCGACGUUAGAAAAAAAUGAGAACGAUAGACAUUCAACAGUAAUACAAGGUGCGGUAACUUCUUGCUAUGAAAUUGGAUGCUUCUUUGGAUCGUUGUUUGUCAUGAUAUGGGGAGAAAGAAUUGGAAGAAAGCCGCUAAUUAUCUUCGGAUCUUUGUUAACGAUUGUAGGUGCCAUUAUUUCUACCUCGGCUGUACGUGACCAUUGGGGACUAGGUCAGUUUGUGGUUGGUAGAGUUAUAACCGGCCUUGGCACUGGUUUAGAUACCUCGACUAUUCCGGUGUGGCAGUCGGAGAUGUCGAAACCUGAAAACAGGGGACUGUUGGUUAAUUUUGAGGGAUCUGUCAUUGCACUUGGAACAAUGAUUGCAUACUGGAUUGACUUUGGUUUAUCGUACGUCGAUUCUAGCUUCCAAUGGAGAUUUCCUGUCGGUAUGCAAAUAGCAUUUGCAAUUUUGCUGUUUAUUUGUAUUAUCCAAUUACCAGAAUCUCCACGUUGGUUACUAUCACAUGGGAGAAGAGAGGAAUCUAAAGAUAUUUUGAGUAAUCUAGAUAAUGUAGCUCCUGAUGAUGACUAUAUUGUAGCAGAAUUAGCGGCUAUGGAAGAUGCUAUAAAUAGAAAGGAGUUUGAAAAUAAAUCUUUCGCAGCUGCCCUAACUAAUGGUAAGGGACAAAAUCUUCAAAGAACACUGAUUGCAUGUUCGGCACAAUUUUUUCAACAGUUUACCGGUUGUAAUGCUGCAAUUUACUACUCUACUGUACUAUUCAAUAAGACUAUUAAGUUGGAUCACCGUCUUUCGUUAAUUUUAGGAGGUGUAUUUUCUACCGUCUAUACUUUAUCUACAAUUCCUUCUUUCUUUUUGAUAGAAAGCUUUGGCAGAAGAAAGUUAUUUCUAGUCGGAGCUCUUGGACAAGGUAUCUCUUUUCUCAUCACCUUUGCAUGUUUGAUUAAUGAUACUAAGGAAAAUGCAAAAGGUGCAGCGGUUGGGUUAUUCUUAUUUAUUUGUUUCUUUGGUAUGACUAUUUUGUCUCUUCCAUGGAUAUAUGCACCAGAAAUCGCCUCUACAAGGGUCCGUUCGAUGACAAAUGCAAUGUCAACCUGCACCAAUUGGCUCUGUAACUUUGCUGUAGUUAUGUUCACGCCUAUUUUUAUCCAACAAUCCAGAUGGGGAUGCUACCUAUUUUUUGCCAUUAUGAACUUCCUGUAUAUUCCUGUUAUCUAUUUCUACUAUCCUGAGACUGCAGGUAGGACCCUCGAAGAGAUUGAUAUCAUCUAUGCUAAGUCCCACGUCGAUGGUACUCAAGCCUGGAAAGUAGCAGAUGCCUUACCUAAACUGACUUUAGAGGAAAUUGAGCAAUAUGGUAAUUACUUUGGUUUUUCCCAGAGCUCAUCAUCGUCUCCUAAUGAUAUGGAGACCAGCAAAGAGAGAUUUAAUCAUAUCGAAAGGACUAUUUCUGGUGCAAAUGGAGACUCGCCCAGUUAUGAGUGA
This is a messenger RNA of Eremothecium cymbalariae DBVPG#7215, 1659 nucleotides long. It is a transcript of the gene STL1, whose product is annotated as glucose-inactivated glycerol proton symporter STL1. Gene Ontology annotation, cellular component: membrane. Gene Ontology annotation, molecular function: carbohydrate:proton symporter activity. The transcript has a single exon. The record is from RefSeq and is a predicted model, not a curated record. Lineage: Eukaryota; Fungi; Ascomycota; Saccharomycetes; Saccharomycetales; Saccharomycetaceae. Bases 1 to 1659 code for a protein of 552 amino acids. Gene Ontology annotation, biological process: carbohydrate transport; transmembrane transport.